CCCUUUUUGGCGGGGCAAGGGAAUGAGCACCAGCGCUAUGGUGAAAGAGAUUUCAGGAAUGCGCUCAAGGUAUGAGAAUCUAGGAGCUCCAGGAAAGGAUUGGGCGGCAAGGUGCUACUCACCUGGAGCCACCACAGAAUGGCUCUUUCAAGUGAACAAGAUCGAGGGCGAAGGGUUUGAUACCUUGGAGGAGACCCAACAGGCAAUCCACAAGGAUGGAGUCCUGGAGAUGGAGAUGCACGACGACUGUGACGAGCGGAUCAAGAACGUCUGGGGGCUGAAUCAAGCACUGGUGCCAUGGUUCUUUGGACAGGGUGAGGAGAAAUUCGGCAGUGGAGGGAUUGGUUUGCUUCUCGACUCUCACAAGUCGAUGUUUUGCUUCACUCGUCCGAGCAUCGCCGGGAGAAUCAGGAACUUGUCCGAGAUUGUCUACGUAGACAACAAAGACGGCAAGCAUUUCUUCAUGCGACCCGAGAGAAUCGAUUCAGCGCUCAGGGGUCUCAUGAGGAAGACGAGCAGAGAUCUUGGCAGGAUUCUCAGCAGCAGCAGAUCACAGGACAAGACCACGAAGCUGCUCAAACUCGGCGGGAGGUUCUUCUUCCAGUACGAGAGCAUCCAUCCCUUUGUGGAUGGAAACGGGAGAACUGGAAGGAUCAUGCUGGCACACAUCUUGCAGAGCGUGACGAUGGUCUCUCCCAAUGUUCUUCUGGUCGACAAGCCUGGAGGAAGCUGGCGAAAGGCUCCCGACUUCGUGGACAGGGACGACUAUUUGGAAUGUUUCAGGAUCGCUCAGGGCUCGGUCGAUGAAGUCCCGAGGGAUAUCACUGCGAUGGUGAUCGAGGGUGUUUACGUGGGAUGGAAAAGAUUCUUUGGAGCCCUCCAAGAUGCGUUUCCCAGUAUUCGUGUUGAGCGUAGGCUGGAUCACGCUCACUCGAGGGACGAAGAUGAUCGACCAAGAAAACGAAGAAGAAAGAAGUAAGCUAUAGAUCAAACAAAACUAAAUUUUGGUAAGACGGUUUGUAUUGUAAGAGUGAUUAGUUUAACUUGGUUCUUUUAUGGCUUAAUAGAGAAGUCUUAGAUCAUAUCGAUGGCUUCUUUGCAAUUGGUAUUUCGCCAUCGCUUCACAGCGCCAUCGUCCUCGCCAUCGCCGUCUAGCCAGGGACCGAGGCUCCAGAGCAUUCCCGGGCGAUCCCAGUCCUCUGUUCUUCGCGGAUCCACGCUGCGCGCCUCAGGAGUCGCAUCCAAGAUGGACGUCCCGGUCGAUUCCAUCGAAACAUCUUCGCGGACGACACUGUAUCCGGCAAUCCAGCCCUAUGCCACUGGUCAUCUUGAGGUUUCGGAGCUUCACUCCAUAUACUGGGAAGAAAGCGGGAAUUCUGAUGGUCAGCCUGUCGUCUUUCUUCACGGUGGUCCUGGCGCUGGAACUAGCGGUGGCAACAGGAGAUUUUUCGACCCAGAGUUCUAUCGAAUCAUUCUUUUCGAUCAGCGUGGUGCUGGGAAAAGCUUGCCGCAUGCUUGUUUAGACGAGAACACUACCUGGGAUCUCGUGAAAGAUAUCGAAAAGCUACGAAAGCAUCUGGCAAUCAAUAAAUGGCUGGUCUUUGGAGGUUCGUGGGGAAGCACUUUAGCUUUGGCAUACAGUGAAUCUCAUCCAGAACAGGUUGCAGGAAUAGUCGUAAGAGGUAUUUUCAUGCUCAGGAAGAAAGAAAUCGACUGGUUUUACCAAUACGGAUGCUCUGCCAUUUUCCCGGAUGCUUGGGAGGCUUAUCGUGACUUCAUACCUGAGGAGGAACGCAAUGACUUCGUCGGUGCUUACCAUAGGAGACUUAACGACGAUAAUAUAAACGUCCAGUUGGCAGCGUCAAAAGCUUGGACAAACUGGGAAUUAGCGACCUCAUAUCUUCUUCCAAAUGAGGAUUCCCUGAAAAGAGGGGAAGAUGAUCGAUUUUCUCUGGCAUUUGCUCGAAUCGAAAACCAUUAUUUUGUAAAUAAGGGCUUCUUUCCGUCGGAUUCGUUUCUGCUGGACAAUGUUGACAAAAUACGCCAUAUUCCAGCGGUCAUCGUGCAGGGUCGAUAUGAUGUAAUUUGUCCUAUGAUGUCAGCCUGGGACUUACACAAAGCAUGGCCGGAAGCCAACUUCAAAGUUAUUUCAAACGCCGGCCACUCCGCGAAUGAGAAGGGGACAACGGCCGAGUUGGUGUCUGCCUGCGAGUUCUUCAAGCAUUCCAGCUGCUAAGAUUCCGGUUUAAGACUUGGCUAUCUUCUAUGUUUUCUAACAUUCGUAUCUGGUGUUAAUUUAGAGCCAUGGUGAAAA
Selaginella moellendorffii is the source of this 2314-nucleotide messenger RNA. RefSeq names its product proline iminopeptidase. The record is from RefSeq and is a predicted model, not a curated record. Gene Ontology annotation, biological process: proteolysis. Gene Ontology annotation, molecular function: aminopeptidase activity. Bases 1088 to 2236 code for a protein of 382 amino acids. The transcript is spliced from 11 exons. Gene Ontology annotation, cellular component: cytoplasm. Lineage: Eukaryota; Viridiplantae; Streptophyta; Lycopodiopsida; Selaginellales; Selaginellaceae.